Molecule: messenger RNA, 1493 nt
Organism: Durusdinium trenchii
Lineage: Eukaryota; Dinophyceae; Suessiales; Symbiodiniaceae
Source: the annotation of a GenBank genome assembly
GCAGCAGCAUGUGCAGCAGCAGCAUGUGCAGCAUGUCGCCGUGCAGCAAGUGCCAAGUCCCCAGUGGCAAAGCGCAGCCUAUGCCCAGCGCAUUGCCCCUGCGGCCUAUGGAGUUUGUGGAGCCUCACUAGGUCAGACAUUCGACCAAUGCCUCGAGCAGCGAAAUCCUCAGCGCCCCUCGCAAUUGGAGCCUGAGCGAUUUUCAGGUGCGUGCAAAGCUCCCCAACCGCUUCGCAUUUCCAUCUACAAGCCGUUGCUAUGGACGUUAGAGUGUGUGAUGUCACAGUGCGGGAAAUUGUUGAUGCUUUCGAAGGAGCAAAAGAUGCUUUUGCACAAAAAGGAAGGUGGAGCUCUGCCAACCAUGCGAUUUGGUCGCUUAUUCCAGGAUGAUUUCUGUCGUUUAGUGUUGCCAGACGAUCAUUUCUUUAGCCAAGUUUCUCGUGAGCAUUUCCAAAUCUGGGCCCGGAACCAAGCAAAUGUUGCGCGUUUGAAACUUAGAUAUUGGAUGCCUGAAGUGAGAAUAACAUGCCUUUUGAGGUCCACGCAAAACAAGGAAAGACGCAAAACCCAAUUUGCGCGCGCGAAAAAAAAAAACCUAGUAGCGUCCCAGUUUCACCUCUUCUUAAGGCCCAAGAAUGGCCACCCUUGGGACAUCUCCAGCUCACUGGAGAGCCGUGCUCCUUCCGACUCACCAAUUACGGCACCGUCGGCACGGCGGUGGAUGGGAUGAUCCUGGAUGCUCGGGGACAGCAGGCUGUUCUUCAUCACGGUAGCACCAUUGGCUUGCUCGGGCGAGUCAUUGUAAACGGCAUUGAAGAGAAAGUGCCCUUCCUCGAGUUCCGCUUCAGUCUUGAAGGGUCUAUUUUGGCCGAUGCGGACGCCGCCUAUGCGUCACUGCUUCAGAGGAGUGUUGAGAUUGACUGUUUCGACGAAGGUCAGUGUGGGCACGACAGGCACGAUGAUGGAGAUGACUUCGAGGGCUUUGGCGUCCCAGUGCCCGGUGGCAUCUCCUUCGUUGGGGAUGAUGUUGAGCCUGUUUUCAUUCUUGAGGUGGGUGGUACUGCCGUGCGCGCUGGUGCCCGUGGCGACCAACGCCACGUUCUUCACGGACCUCGAGCAUCUGCCUGUGCCGCGGCACCUGGCUGCGAGGCCCCUUGCCCACCUCUGGUGUUGGGCAGCUUCCAAGCAGGCUUUUGGCGGCGCAUCCUGAAUGACAAAGCGAGCCAUCUUCUUGAUCCACAGCAUCUCGUGAUUGAGGUGGAUGAUGAGGCAUCUGAACGCCGCUUCUUCCUGAGGAACUUGAGCAAGCUACAACUGCGGGUGGAGGGCGCGCCGGAGGAGGGCCAGGAUAGCACCCGACGAGAGGAGGGUGGCAAGUGGCAACUUCAUCACGGUGAUACUAUCCUGCUGAACUUGUCAAAGGGGAAUUCCAUGUGGAUGAUCUUCCGCGAGAUCAUGAUUCGAAUUGAUUGAAGAAAUUUGGAAUCUUGGGA